UUUUUACAGAAGAUAAACUGUAGAAAUGGGCGGCGUUUAUCUAUUUUGCGCGGUGGGUUAUGGGUGUGAGCAGAGAAGUAAAAUGGCGGAAUUGGCAAACGAAGAGAAGCCUGCCAUAGCGCCACCAGUGUUUCUGUUCCAAAAAGAUAAAGCACAGAAGAGAUCAGCUGAUGGAUCGAGUGCAGAAGAUGAAGGUUCAGACAAAGAGGAUGGUGGCUACUGUCCUCCAUUAAAAAGAGAGAGGACUUCAUCUUUAACACAGUUCCCACCUUCACAUUCUGGGUCUAGUAAGAACAAUGUCUUCAUGCCCUCAAGUUUCUGCCAGUCUCCAACUGGGAAUUCAGAGGACUCAGAACCAGAUGAGAAGCCUGUAGGGUUUCGUUUAAAACCACCUACUCUCAUCCACGGCCAGGCGCCUAGUUCAGAUUGUGUUCCAGGCGUCCCCAGUCAGAAACCCAAGGAGCAGCAGCGCAGUGUGCUCCGGCCAGCCUUGCUCCAGGCCCCACCAGUCAAGUCCAACUCAGAGUCCACUAACGGGGUGAAGAAGUCGUCCGACGGAACGUCAGAAGGGUCGAGCAUCUUCCAGAACAAUACUGAGCACUCAGACGUCCUCGCUAAGUCACCGAAACAUGAAAGGGAGGAUGGCGUGAGCAGAGAGAAGAACGAUUGUUCUGCAGAGUCUUCUUUCGUGUUUGGGCAAAAUAUCAAAGACAGAGCAAAGUUGGAAGAGAAUAGUAAAGAUGGCAAGUUGUUACCCCUGGAUUCUCAGGAGGGAACAAACUAUUUCUUACAGUACAUCGCCACCCCCAGUUCAAAGAACGCCAUACACAAUACCGACAAGGGGGCCAAAUUUGUCUUUGGACAGAACAUGUCAGAGAGAGUCCUAAGCCCUUCCAAGGGAGGGGAGGCAUCAGUGGAAGACUGUAAAGUCUUACCAGCUCCCUCUGUGUCUGAAUCCUCUUCCAAGGAAAACAUACCAGAGAAGGGUAACAACGUGACAGAGUCACUGGAGGAAUCUGCAGCAGCGUACACCAAAGCCACAGCCAAGAAGUGCAUCUUGGAGAAGGUAGACGUCAAAACUGGAGAAGAAUCAGAAAGUAACGUUUUGCAGGUCCAGUGCAAGUUGUUUGUGUUUGACAAGACAGCCCAGACGUGGAUAGAGCGGGGUCGAGGGCUGCUCAGGCUUAAUGACAUGGCAUCCACAGACGACGGAUCACUACAAUCACGUCUAGUGAUGCGGACCCAGGGUAGCCUUAGAUUGAUCCUGAACACCAAACUGUGGCCUCAGAUGCAGGUGGACAAGGCCAGCGAGAAGAGUGUCCGYGUCACCGCCAUGGACACAGAGGACCAAGGGGUCAAGGUCUUCCUAAUAUCGGCUAGUUCUAGGGAGGACACAGGUCAGCUGGCAGCAGCGCUGCACCAUCGUAUCCUGGCCCUGAAGAGCCGGGCGGACCAGGAGCCCCAGGAGGCCCCGGCUGCAGACUGCGCCCCCGAGGCUGACUUGCCCCACUCUGAAGGGGACAGCGAUGAGGAAGAUCAGGUCAACAAUGCUGCAGUUAACUCAGAGGGAGGAGAGGCCCAGGCUGCUGGAAGCACAUAGCGUUAGUCCCCCUAAAGGAUUGCCUGCCAGGAUACUGCUACUGCUGUUUGGUCAUUUUACUGAGGGCAUCCCAACGAACACCCUACCCUGACCAACAUGGGUCCUUCAGACCAGUACUUUUGGAUACUCAGAAGUCUAGCUCCAGUUAUUUUUUUCUUUACAUUCAAUCAACAUAAAAACAUCUGGAGUUGUAUUUUAAUUUUUUUUCAUUUUGUUAUAUUUUAGUUUUUUCUAUAUUUUGUUUUCUCAGCUGCAAAAAUAAAUACUUAUUUUUGCAGCUGAGACAAAUUGUUGGGUUUGGGACUUGGCUGCUCAUCAUAUUGAUGAGUGUGGGGGUGUUUUCCUCUCCAACAUUUUAAGGUAUGACUGCAGUUUCUACCUUGGGACUUUUUUACUCACUAGACCACCACCACACCUUUGGGACCCAACCAACCACCCCAGGCCCCAGAGGAACUCCUGUCUGUCACCGUAUACUGACCUGUCUUAUGGUCAGUCAUAUGACUGGUUUCUACAUCAUCCCCAUCCAUUCAGCUUUCACAUGGGGGCUGAUUCCGACCUAAGCGGGCGUAAAUGGAACGUAAUUCCCUUUUUAUGCACUUUUCUCUCUGACCUUGAACUUAAUCCACUAAUAAUUCCACCACCUUUACACGUGAGGAAACCAUGCAUAUGGCAGAAAACUGAAGUAUAUAAAAAUGUCCCACAGUAAAGUUUA
Molecule: messenger RNA, 2312 nt
Organism: Salvelinus sp. IW2-2015
Lineage: Eukaryota; Metazoa; Chordata; Actinopteri; Salmoniformes; Salmonidae
Gene: ranbp3b
Product: RAN binding protein 3b
Biological process (GO): protein export from nucleus
Cellular component (GO): nuclear pore; cytoplasm
Molecular function (GO): GTPase activator activity
Source: RefSeq, a predicted model, not a curated record